AUGGAGACGGAGUCUCCAGUUGUGACGACAGUACAGGCAGCCAUCCUAAUUGGAUCUUGGUAUGGCACGUUCGUUGACAACUCUCUCGGGUGGAUAUUUAGUGACCAGGGAUUGGAUUCCGAACGGCCACCAAAUUGGGUCUUCAUCUCGACUGUUCCCGAAUGCUUUCCAAUCAAUGGAAAGAUGACGGAUGAGGAGGCUAUGUACCGAUCAGUAGCAUUCUGGGGCUGUUACAUUGAAGAUAAGCUUUACAGCGCUUAUUGCCAGCGACCAACCAUUUUAAUGGACUGGGAUAUCACAAUAUGUCCACCAGAAGAGAGGCUCAUGACAGAUGAGAAUAUGCCGCCGAACCUUCUACCUCACACUGUCGCGCUAGCCCGGAUAUGCGGCAGAAAACUCCUCGCUCUUUAUGCACAGCGACAUUUCAAUGAUGUAAAUGAAAAUCUCAAAAGAAUUGCAUUCGAAAUCCAUGGCCAAUUGUGGGAGUGGCAACGGAAGCUUCCCGAUGAUUUGGCAUGGCCAGCAGAUGAUCAGUCAUCGCCUUCGCCACCUGCCGUCUUAGCUCUUCACAUGCAAUUCUACUACAAUCUUAUUCUAGUUCACCGGCCUCUACUGGAAUUUUCCAAGGCAAGAGACGAAUUGUCGCAAGAUGCGUCACAUAUCAAUUCAACAACCACCUGCAUGAUGGCCGCCGCCAAUAUCGCAAAGCUUAUUCACGUUUACUGUCAGCGUUAUAACAUAAGACACAUAUCGCCAAAUGGUGUGCAUAUGGCUUUUAUUGCUGCUAAAAUUCACCUCAUCAACUAUCGAUUGACCAAUGUCGAGUCCCAUUAUCGUCUUCUCUUCAUGUGCCUAGCAGCUUUAACCGAGCUUGGUGACUUUUACACUAUGGCAAAAAAGGCUGUUAAGAUAUUGAAAAGCCUCAUAGAAGGCUUCAGGCCGCUGGAUGAGGUAUCGAGCCAGGAAGAACAAACUCCAGAAAAUCCCAUUUAA
Molecule: messenger RNA, 993 nt
Organism: Penicillium malachiteum
Lineage: Eukaryota; Fungi; Ascomycota; Eurotiomycetes; Eurotiales; Aspergillaceae
Product: fungal specific transcription factor domain-containing protein
Exons: 4
Coding region: 1-993 (330 amino acids)
Source: RefSeq, a predicted model, not a curated record